Molecule: messenger RNA, 2791 nt
Organism: Exophiala mesophila
Lineage: Eukaryota; Fungi; Ascomycota; Eurotiomycetes; Chaetothyriales; Herpotrichiellaceae
Exons: 4
Coding region: 536-2053 (505 amino acids)
Biological process (GO): transmembrane transport
Cellular component (GO): membrane
Molecular function (GO): transmembrane transporter activity
Source: RefSeq, a predicted model, not a curated record
CUUCUCGCUCCUCUCAAUCCACUCUUCUCAGGCCUUCUCGAACCCAUCUCGAGGCGCGAAGGCCCAGUGGCGUGGACCCCAAACUGCGAGCCGCACCCGAGAUUCCUCUGGCUUGCCCUUCAACAGCCUAUCCGAGCUCUAUUGCCGGUCUCGACCGUAACAUGUGAGGUGGCACGGCCAACGAAGCAGCCCGUGUUUGAUGAGUGGUGUGGUUAGGUUCCCCUAAACCGCACCAUGUCUUCUCCAGGACUCCACACCCCAUAAGCCCCAACAUGGGCCACCAUAGCCGAAAAAUGCCUAAGGGACAGUGGCGGGGACUGGUAUCGGACUUACAAUGCUGCUACCCUCACGAAUGCUUUCGGAAUGCUCUGAGCAUCUUCAGUCAUCCCACAUGAGUGAUAGAGUCUAUAAAGAGCGUCCUGUCCCCCGGUGUAAAGAUGAAUCGUAGGGAAACAGACAAGUCCAAACCUCGCCAUCGCGGCCUUCUUUUUGUUUCCUGACAUCUCGAUCUAUCAUUCACUUUACUUGAUCAACAAUGGCGGAUGCACGAUCGACCUCAUCCCUCGAAGAGGGCAAGUCCCCAGAAAAGGGAGACGCCGUCCGCAUCGAGCACUCGGCUGAACUGGCCGAUUUGCCAGAUAUCGAUGCUGGCAAGACUCCAGAAGAAAGAGCCGCCAUUGAUCGCAAGUUGAUGUGGAAAGUCGAUCUCUGGUUGAUUCCAUGGCUUUGUCUUUUGUAUCUCUUGUCUUUCCUUGAUCGAACAAACAUUGGCAACGCACGCCUGGCAGGCUUGGAGACUGAUCUGAACAUGGGUGGCCAUGAUUAUAACAAUUCCUUGACUAUCUUCUUCAUUAGCUAUGCUAUUGCUGAACCCAUCACCAAUGUGCUCCUCAAGAGACUUACUCCCCGUUACUUUUUCACUGGAAUUAUCCUUUCGUGGGGAGUGAUCAUGACGCUCAUGGGGUUGGUCACCAGCUACGCCGGUCUUUUAGCCUGCCGAUUCUUUUUGGGCCUCGCCGAGGCCGGACUCUUCCCAGGAGUCAACUACUACCUCAGCUGCUGGUACAAGCGCAGUGAAUUUGGUAUUCGAGCUGCUGCUUUCUUCUCCGCCGCCGCUCUUGCUGGCUCAUUCGGUGGCCUUCUCGCUGCGGCGAUUGCCACUAUGGAUGGCAUUGGUGGGAAACCUGGUUGGGCCUGGAUCUUCAUUAUCGAGGGUAUCGCUACCGUCUUUGUUGGCAUCUUCUGCUGGUGGAUGGUCUUUGAUUGGCCCGACACCGCUAGAUUCCUCACCCCUGAGGAUAGGAUUCGAAUUCGCCGACGAUUGGCAGAAGACAAGCAAGCUUCGACUAACGAAGAGUACGACAAGCGCCAUAUCUACGCCGCUCUGAAGGACUGGAAGACAUAUCUUUUUGCCCUAAUCUACCAGGGCUGUCUGAUACCGCUUUACGCGUUCUCCCUGUUCCUGCCAACUAUUUUGCGAGGUAUGGGCUAUACUGGAACCCACGCUCAACUUCUCUCCGUUCCCCCAUAUGCCUGCGCUGCUGUUUUGACCAUCCUUGUCGGCUGGACAGCUGAUCGAGCGCGCUUGCGAGGUUAUUUCAAUUGGGCUAUUUCGUCACUUGGCAUAAUCGGUUUCUGCAUGCUUAUCGGCUCUCAAAAUCCUCAGGUUCAAUAUGCCGGUACGUUCCUCGGCGCCAUGGGAAUCUAUCCUUGUAUCCCUAACACGCUCGCCUGGGUCGCCAACAACACCGACGGCGUCUAUAAGCGAGGCGUCGUGAUCGGCAUCGUCGUUGGAUGGGGCAACUUGAACGGCAUCGUUUCUUCCAAUAUCUACCUUAAGCAAGACGCCCCCCACUUUUACAUCGGCCACGGAGUCGUCCUCGCCGCCCUCAGCAUCCUCCUCCUCGGCGGCAGCGUUCUCAUGCAUUUCCUUUUGAGAAGAGAAAAUUCAAAGAGACUCUCCGGACAGCGAGACAACAUGUUCGAGGGCAAGACUGUCGACCAGAUCUGGGUUGCCGGCGACAAGAGACCCGACUUUAUUUACACCCUUUAAAUGAACAACUUUUCGUCGUGGGGCGCACCCUCAGGACCUUGGACAUGAACGCGACCGACGAUAUCUGUCUGGGUUGCGAAGGAUUAUGAUGAGAUGAUACAGCUGCUGCAGUGACAGCGGUAAUGAAGUGUACUUGCUUUCGUGCUCACAUGCUAUGGUUUCUCUUCUCUUGCGCGGCAGCUGUGCCUUUCGUAUACUCUAUGUGCCCCGAAACUGGCGGGAAGUCGUUGGAAGAUAUUGAUCAAAUAUUUGCCAAACCAUCGAUGCACGAUUCCGCUGGGGCUAACGAGAGACCUGCGCAUGUCCGCCACGCUGACAUACCAGCGAAGGACCAGUCUCAAGCCGGAACUGAAGAGUGCAUUGAGCAGGUUCGAGAACGUUGAUCAGACCAUGCUUGAAGUGUGGAAAGGGGCAAGAUUCUCUAGCUGUUCUCCAGUGCGUCGCCAUCACCUGAGAAUUCCGUAUAUACCAGAAAAGAGAAUAGAAUACGUUCAACCACACCCGAGUCGACGGAGCUGGGGAGCCCACUUCUUCAAAGAAGGUUAACUCCCCGGAUUGUCUCCAUUCAGGUGACCCUGGCGCAAAGAUACCAAUUCGUGGGAGCGUUCCCGUCUCCAAUCUGGGCACUCAACUCACACUGCUAGCUGUCCACUAUGUACGAUCCACACCACAUCAAUAGAAAGGGUUCUUUGAAAGCUCCGUACGCUAAAGUAGAUGAAUAUUUUUAGGUACGGCGAC